AUGCCGAAUGAGAGGAAUUUACCUUCAAAAGAGAUUCAAAAAAGCAAAUCCGAUCCCCAAACCAUCCUUGAUGAAAACAAACCGUCUUCCUCCUCCUCAGAUAUAAUCAUGUCAGACGAGAACUGGAAUUAUGAAACUCAAACCAAAGACUCAUUAAUGUUCGAUGGCUCCUACGCCACCAACACACAAUCCAGUACUACAACAUCCCACCAUCCAUCUUCCAAGCCUGAACAUCCAGCUUCAUCUUCCGAUAAAAGAUACGUACCAACUCCACGUCGUUAUCGCGGAAUUUUAGAUCCUCGUGAUGCUGCAGAAGAUGCGGCAUUUUUUGCUCGAGCAAAUAGACGGUAUCGUCAGGGAAUCGAGAAUGCUUUUCGUGAGAAUGAAAGGAAGACUGGGGAAAAAAUUUUUGGGAGUGCAGAAAGGAAGAAAGUAGUUCUCAAAGACGAAGGCUCUUGCGGCUUCUUCUCCUGCAGCUGA
Messenger RNA from Sclerotinia sclerotiorum 1980 UF-70, 480 nucleotides. RefSeq lists its product with no specific name. NCBI's taxonomy places the organism in Eukaryota, Fungi, Ascomycota, Leotiomycetes, Helotiales, Sclerotiniaceae. The transcript has a single exon. The record is from RefSeq and is a predicted model, not a curated record. Bases 1 to 480 code for a protein of 159 amino acids.